Aethina tumida (small hive beetle) is the source of this 2334-nucleotide messenger RNA. Its product is annotated as rho GTPase-activating protein conundrum-like. Lineage: Eukaryota; Metazoa; Arthropoda; Insecta; Coleoptera; Nitidulidae. The record is from RefSeq and is a predicted model, not a curated record. Gene Ontology annotation, cellular component: cytoplasm. Gene Ontology annotation, biological process: regulation of actin filament polymerization; regulation of small GTPase mediated signal transduction; signal transduction. Gene Ontology annotation, molecular function: GTPase activator activity. Bases 319 to 2193 code for a protein of 624 amino acids. The transcript is spliced from 11 exons.
UAGGAAGUAGUCUCUUCAAGGUUUAUUACGUUUUACAAUAGAGAUAAGUGUGUAUAUGAAAUUAUUAGUGAAUUUGUGUUGGAAUUGAUGUUUUGGUUUGUGUUAACGAGGAUACACGUGACAAAUAUAUUUUGUAUUGAUAAAUAAUGUGUAUAAUGAUGAAAAGAAUAACAAAACGUGCUGUACAAAUUUAUUAGUCAUUGAGUGAUUGAAGUGAAGUAUUCAUUCCUAGAAAAGUCAUUGCUUCAUUCACCUACAUUCCGUAAAAAUUUUACAUGUAAAUUAUGCAUCAGAAUCUAUCGAAUUAUUGAAUAAAUAAUGGAACCAGAUGAGUCACUUCUCAAAUACUAUUUAGAUGAGGCAAAACAUACACAGGAAGGUCCUGUAGUGGAAGAAUACUCGGUACCUGAUGAAGCAGAAUUGGCAACAGAUUUUCUGUCGGCAACCGGCUUCUCACAUCUUACAAAACUACAUCAGCGGGGUGAAGAAAUACCCGAGAACAUCGUAAGCGACUCAGUACGUCAAAAAAAUUUAACUGAAACACAGGCAAAAACUAUACGGAAUCGGGUGGCAACCCUAAAUAAAACACUUAAAAGUCGACAACCCCGAAGGAAGCACAGACUAGAUAUUAGAGAUAUUUCCUGGGAUGUAGAGACAUCAAGUACCAGCUCACGGUCCAGAAGUGCAACCCCUGAUUCGUUAGAUUCGAUUGUUCUUAAUGAACCACUAUCUUCCGAUGACGAUCAACCACCCAGCUCUUUACCACCUUUCCCACUUGAUCUCCCACACCAAGGCUUCAAAACUAAAGUAAAAUGGACGUCGAGUGAACCAAUACAAAAUAAGAAGUUUAACCGUACUGACAAAAGUAAUGUUGCCCGUUUGGGCUCGGAUAAUGUAGUAUUAAAAGGUUAUCAACCAUUGAAUGAAUAUGGCACACUACCCAGACCACAAAGGGAAAGAAGUGGAAGUGAUCCCACAACAGAGCUGACGUCCCUCCAACCUAUGAAAACUAAUCUUCCCAUUAUAACCAGGCAUCAGUCCACAAAUUUGCAUAAUCAAUUAUCUAGAAGCCAUAAUAGUAUAACAAUAAGCAAUAAUUGUAGCAAGGUUUACAUUAACAGUACUGAUAGUAAUGAAGAUGAAGCUGUAAGCUUUGAAGGACUGAUUAAACAAAACGAUGUAGAUAUAGAUCAGAAUUGGAUACUACAGGAUGGAGUCAGUAUCGACGAAUUAACUGAUAGUGAAUAUCAGCAUUUACAUCCACUUCUUUAUGUGGAACUAGUAGCAAUUUUUGAUUCUUACAAAAUCAAAUUCAUUAAAAGGAAGGCCAGUAUUAAAAAUAAAGGUGGAAACGUGUUUGGUUUAAAGCUUUCUACUCUUGUUAUGCGCGAUAUGCCUACAGAUGAUUCCAUGAUUCCUAAAAUAUUUCAAAGCGUAAUAGGACAACUAAAUAAAAGAUGUUUGUCUGAAGAUGGCAUCUUGCGCAUUGCUGGCCAAAAGCAGAAACUUGAAUUUUUGUGCCAAGAGAUUGAAGCUAAGUUUUUUAGUAACAUUCAAGAAGUUGAAAAUUUACUAAGCUGUGCUUCUGUACAUGAUUUAACUGGGAUAUUGAAGAAGUUACUAAGAGAUUUACCAGAUCCAAUUUUUACUAUGGAGUUAUUUGAUAUGUUCUUCAAAACGAGUGCCAUUACAAAAAUGGAAGAUAGAAUUAAAGCAUUAAAUCUUUUAGUUUUGUUGCUUCCAGUCGAACAUCGAAAUACAUUCAGACUUCUUAUGAAUUUUUUUUUAAAUAUUAUCAAAUAUGAGAGUCAGAAUAGAAUGAAUCUACAUAAUGUUGCCAUGAUAACCGCGCCUUCUUUUUUUCCUCCAAGACUUUUAUUGCCAAAAGAUAAUAAGUUUGUAAAUAAAACUAUUAAUAAGGAUGAACUCCACCAGCAAAUAAAUGAUGCUGCAUUGUGCUGUAAAAUUAUGGAAACGAUGUUAAAGACCGGCCCAAAUUUGUGGAGUGUUCCAAAACAUUUAGCGAAACAAGCAAAAGACGCUCAAAAAAGGGCAUUAGAUCGGAAAGAUAUGAGUAAAGACAAAAAAAAUCGAUCUGGCAAAACAAAAUUGGUAAGGAGCAAUACCCAUCAUGAAGCUGGAGCUAUUAACGUACCAAGAUAUAAAAGUAACAUAAAAGUGAAAUUUAUUUAAUGCCAUUUAUAAUUGAUAAAUCAUUCCAAUAUUGUACCUUAAUGUGCCUGUACUAUUUAAGAAAUAUAUCAAAAUUGUGAUUAAUAUUAAAAUAAUUUAUAAAAUUUAUUCUGUGCCAAAAUAAACAUAUUAAUUUUAAAA